Molecule: messenger RNA, 906 nt
Organism: Ylistrum balloti
Lineage: Eukaryota; Metazoa; Mollusca; Bivalvia; Pectinida; Pectinidae
Product: cell surface glycoprotein 1-like
Exons: 2
Coding region: 1-906 (301 amino acids)
Source: RefSeq, a predicted model, not a curated record
AUGGACGGAGAGUCCUUAAAUAUCAGUUUCAGUUCAACCCGUCUCACGAUCGAAAACCAACAACGAACCCGUCCUACGAUCGAAAACCAACAACGAACCCGUCUCACGAUCUACAACCAACAACGAACCCGUCCCACGAUCGACAACCAACAACGAACCCGUCCACGAUCGAAAGCCAACAACGAACCCGUCCCACGAUCGAAAACCAACAACGAACCCGUCUCACGAUCGAAAACCAACAACGAACCCGUCCCACGAUCUACAACCAACAACGAACCCGUCCCACGAUCGACAACCAACAACGAACCCGUCUCACGAUCGAAAACCAACAACGAACCCGUCCCACGAUCGACAACCAACAACGAACCCGUCUCACGAUCGACAACCAACAACGAACCCGUCCACGAUCGAAAGCCAACAACGAACCCGUCCCACGAUCGACAACCAACAACGAACCCGUCUCACGAUCGAAAACCAACAACGAACCCGUCCACGAUCGAAAACCAACAACGAAACCGUCCACGAUCGAAAACCAACAACGAAACCUUCCCACGAUCUACAACCAACAACGAACCCGUCCCACGAUCGACAACCAACAACGAACCCGUCCCACGAUCAAAAACCAACAACGAACCCGUCCCACGAUCUACAACCAACAACGUAGCCGUCCCACGAUCGACAACCAACAACGAACCCUUCCCACGAUCUACAACCAACAACGAACCCGUCCCACGAUCGACAACCAACAACGAACCCCAACAAAGCGAAGGUAUGGUCAAGGCGGCCGUAGUUUCGUAUCUCCACGACCUGUAUUCUCGUCAUCAUAUAAGUCGGGUGUGUAACACAUUAAUGGAUCUCUACAUUAAUGAUGAUGCCUAUGUACCUUACUUUACAAUUGAUAUAUAA